GCGGAAGUUCAGAGGUCAUGCUAACGGAAGGCAGGAUCCUCAUGGAUUCCGCUGUAAACAGUGAGUGUGUGUCGUGUUUUCUGUGUUCGCGCUCGAUCUGAUCGGAUGUGGCUCUAGCUGUGUCGCUUUGACUCGACUGGAGCUGUGUGGAUGCCGUGACUGGUGAUAUUUACAGUCUCUCGGGCCAACGAAAAGCGCUGAAGAUGAUGGUGUCCAUCAGAGGCCUGUGUUUCCUCCUCACUCUGUUCCUGGGCAGUUUCUUCGGCAGUGUGUUCAUGUUGGGUCCGUUUCUGCCGCUCAUGCUGCUCUCGCCCGCCUGGUACCGCUGGGUCACCGACCGCAUCGUGGCCACCUGGCUCACCCUCCCAGUGGCGCUGCUGGAGCUGGUGUUCGGGGUGAAGGUGGUGAUCACGGGCGACGGCUUCGUUCCGGGCGAGCGCAGCGUCAUCAUCAUGAACCACCGCACGCGUCUGGACUGGAUGUUCCUGUGGUGCUGUCUGCUGCGCUACAGCUUCCUGCGUCUGGAGAAGAUCUGCCUCAAAGCGGCGCUGAAGGCUGUGCCCGGCUUCGGCUGGGCCAUGCAGGUGGCCUCCUUCAUCUUCAUCCGGCGGCGCUGGGAGGAAGACCGCAGUCACAUGGCCAACAUGCUGCAGUACUUCUGCCACAUCAAGGAGCCGCUGCAGCUGCUGCUGUUCCCCGAGGGCACCGACCUCACCGAAAACACGCGCGCCAGGAGUGACGAGUUCGCAGAGAAAAAUGGCCUUCCAAAGUACGAGUACGUUCUUCACCCUCGCACCACCGGCUUCACCUUCAUCGUCAACACGCUGCGGAAAGGUGAUAACCUGGACGCCGUUCAUGAUAUAACGGUGGCGUAUCCUCAGAACAUCCCUCAGACGGAGCGCCACCUGCUUCUGGGUCUGUUCCCGCGCGAGAUCCACUUCCACGUGCGGCGGUUCCCUGUGGCGUGUCUGCCCUCGAGCGAGGAGCAGCUUCAGCGCUGGUGUCAGGAGCGCUGGCGAGAGAAAGAGCAGCGUCUGUGUGACUUCUAUCGCUCCGAGCCGCGCCGCUUCGACGAGCCCGAGGCCCGUGUGCCGCCCUGUAAGAGUGAGCUGAGAGUGACGCUGAUCAAAGCCUCCUCGCUGCUGUACUGGAGCGCCUUCAUCACGCUCUGCUGCGCCGGCCUGUGGCUCUCCACCCCCCUCAGACUCUACUUCCUGCUGAUGGUGAUCUUCUUCCUGGGGCAGCAGCGGCUGACGGGCGGCGUGGAGAUGAUGGAGCUGGCGUGUCACCGGCGCUGGAAGGUGAAGGAGGAGUGAGAGCUGUGUGUGAAGCGCUUGUGUGUGUAAACCGCAGCGGUCACAGCGCCUCCUGCUGGAGGACAGGAUGAAGCGCAGCCUGCAGGAGCCACACUUGAGAACAGACACCUCACAAACACAGCGGCUCGUCCACUCAGCGUUCAUCACUGUGCAGACACGAAUGUCGUUCCUCGCAUCUUUCCUCCUACUCUUUCAGGUCUUUGUGUUUCUCAAAUGUUUUACUGGCUCAAAUCCAAACCAGUUACAGCCAUAUUUUAAAGAAUUAUGAUAUUUUAUUUGUUUUCUUUAGUGUAUUUAUGUUCUGUAGUGACGGAACACAGCCAUAGCACAUUAGCUUUGAUAAAUAAUGUCAUAAAGGAAGAUCCCCAGCGUCUUGACACUCAUCUGCUGACGUUCAUCAUGUUUUCUCAUGCAUGGCUGCAGUUAAUGUGACCGAAACACAGCGAUGAAGCAGAACUUCAGCUGGAAUCAACAUGUGACGUUCUCAGACAAUCCUCAUAUGAAUCAGGGCUGAGUGACCCUUCUGACCUUUGACCUGUCACGGUGUCUCUGGUCACUGGUGAUGUGAGCGCUGCUGUCUGAACUGGUUCUGACCGGCUCACUGUGACCAGAUCUGUGUCUGUAUUCACACGCGUGUUCCUCCUCAUGUACAUGUCACUAUCACUCAGGUAUAUUCAGUCACUGUAACUAACCACUGCUGAGCAGAUCUAUCAUCAAUACGCCAAUAAAUCCAAACCUGUGUUCCUUUAA
Carassius gibelio (silver crucian carp) is the source of this 2066-nucleotide messenger RNA. RefSeq names its product lysocardiolipin acyltransferase 1 (gene lclat1). Gene Ontology annotation, molecular function: acyltransferase activity. Bases 204 to 1316 code for a protein of 370 amino acids. The record is from RefSeq and is a predicted model, not a curated record. Gene Ontology annotation, cellular component: endomembrane system. The transcript is spliced from 6 exons. Lineage: Eukaryota; Metazoa; Chordata; Actinopteri; Cypriniformes; Cyprinidae.